This is a messenger RNA of Fusarium musae, 810 nucleotides long. RefSeq lists its product as uncharacterized. NCBI's taxonomy places the organism in Eukaryota, Fungi, Ascomycota, Sordariomycetes, Hypocreales, Nectriaceae. The coding region runs from base 1 to 810 and encodes 269 amino acids. The record is from RefSeq and is a predicted model, not a curated record. The transcript has a single exon.
AUGAACGCCCAGUCAUACCAAUUACCCUCAGAACUUGCUGCCCAAGUGGCAUCCCUUCCUCCACCACCGCAUCUCCUCCUCUUUGGAGACUCCAUCACCCAGGGCGCCUUCUCACUCCACAGCGAGCUAGCGAGGCGGUAUGUUCGACGGAUCGAUGUACUCAACCGGGGUUUCGGUGGGUACAAUACAAACUCAGCUUUGACACUGCUGCCGUCAUUCUUCCCACCUGCGGCACCUUCGAGAACUGUUCCUCGCGUCGCUGCUAUGACGGUUCAUUUUGGCGCAAAUGACUCUUGUAGCCCUGGUGAGCCUCAGCAUUGCGACCUCGACACCUUCAAAACAAACGUCAGGCGUAUUCUGAACUGGGAGGGUGUGAAGCUUCACAAGACCAAAGUACUGCUUGUGACACCGUCUCCAGUGGAAGAGUAUCGACUGCCACACGAUGGUCAGGGCAGGGCAGACCGAGUGGCGAUGUAUGCAGACGCGAUUCGGGAUAUUGGAAAGCAGGAAAACGUACCGGUCGUUGACCUUUGGACUGCAAUGAUGCGCACUGCUAAUUGGCAAGAUACUGCGGUUGAGGGAAUCUUGCCUGGGUCUUCAAGGACAGUCCCCAGUAUGGAGCUUGGGCGACUUUUCUACGAUGGUCUUCACCUGAACGAGGAAGGGUAUCGGAUCUAUAUGGAAGAGCUUUUGCGUGUUCUUGAAGCGGAAGUUCCCGAAUGUCGGAUACAAGGCACCGACGAGUGGUACCCCGAGUGGAUUAGGUUUCACCCCCCGUCAUCACUAAGUGUAGAUGAAGACGAAGCCUGA